GGCCGGCCCGGAGGCCCGGGACCGGCCCGCCGCCCAGCGCCCGCCGCGCAGCUCCCGCUCGCAUCCGCGCGCCUCGCUCCUCUCCGACAUGGCAAAAGUAUCCAGCCCUACGGAGACUGAACGAUGCAUCGAGUCUCUGAUUGCAGUUUUCCAAAAGCAUGCUGGAAGGGAUGGUAACAACAGCAAACUCUCCAAGGCCGAGUUCCUAAUCUUCAUGAAUACAGAGCUGGGUGCCUUCACAAAGAACCAGAAGGACCCUGGUGUCCUUGACCGCAUGAUGAAGAGAUUGGACCUCAACUCUGAUGGGCAGCUAGAUUUCCAAGAAUUUCUUAAUCUUAUUGGUGGCCUGGCCAUUGCUUGCCAUGAAUCCUUUAUUAAGUCCGCCUCUGGCCCUAAGUAAACUGGAGGAACCUGUGGGCCUAGCCUCCAGACCCACUCCCUUUCUUUCCAGCCUCUCACCUAUCUGCUCUUCACACCCCCCACAUACCCUGAACCCAGCACACCCACCUACCCAGGCAGGCCACUCCUGUUAGUAAUAAAACAAUAUUGUUUUUUUAAAACACA
Molecule: messenger RNA, 564 nt
Organism: Dama dama (fallow deer)
Lineage: Eukaryota; Metazoa; Chordata; Mammalia; Artiodactyla; Cervidae
Gene: S100A11
Product: S100 calcium binding protein A11
Exons: 3
Coding region: 89-400 (103 amino acids)
Biological process (GO): regulation of cell population proliferation
Cellular component (GO): cytoplasm
Molecular function (GO): calcium-dependent protein binding; calcium ion binding
Source: RefSeq, a predicted model, not a curated record